UGAAGGUGAAAUUCCUCCCCAUUUUUACUCGAUAUGAUACUUAAGCAGCUGAACAGUCUAGGGUCUCUGUUCUGUUAAACUUUGUGUCCUGAAUGGUCCAUCUUUAGCCUGGAAGACACAACGUCCAUCAUUCACAAUUUGAAAUGUGAACUCCUCACAUCACAGCACGUUUGCCCACUUUGCGUCAGACCAUCUCAAAUGAGCUCCGCGGCCCGAAGAAGUUUCUUAGAGUUUAAUCGAUGGUUCGUUUAAUCGUGGUUAAUCGAUGACAGUAGCAAAGUCCUAGUUUGAAAGUUCUAAUCGUAAAAUAAAUAUAGUGGAGUUAAACGUUCAAUAUUCCCCGUCUGUGAUGAUGUGGAGUGUCAGCACUGAAUGGAAAAAAAAAUACUCAAGUAAAGUGCAAGUACCUCAAAUCUGUAGCGUAAUUCAGAAGCCUAAUUCCUCUGCAGAAAGAUCUUCUCUAUAAGAGAGGAUCUAUCCUCGUGUUCUUGUAAGUUCCUGGUAACAUUUCAAGUUUUAAUUUUGGCACAUCCCUCAUCAGGAGCAACGCAUCUUUCUAACCUUUAAUCCUUUUGCGCUAGUGGCGUAUUAAUAGCCGAGAACCUGCAAAAACAACAGCAACACGCGACGCAUCUUGCGCAGGAGCUGCUGAGAAUACAGCUCAUCAUCCUCAGAAAUAAAGAAGGGAGCCAGUGCACAUGCGCGCUCCACUGCAGAGGACGUUGUUAUCCUCCUUUUCCACCCUCAUUCCUGUAAACAUUUAAGCGGAGGUGCACUUAUUUUCCACACACAUCCUGCAGGAGAAGAUGUCCUCCUCUGUCUUCGUCAUUGUCCUUUUCACGCUUCCUCUUGCUGUGGGUGAAAGAGAUGAAGCCCAUGUGGUGUGUGCUGGGAAGGAAUUUCGUCUGCCCGUGUACUCCACAUCCAGAAUGGUGACUUUCACGCCAGACUCUGAGGGACCGAGGCGCCUCCUGCUGGACGGAAUAAACGUAAAGGACCCACGGUUUGAGUGGACCAGAGACAAGAUGUUAGUCCUGAGAGAAGUGACUCAUGGCGAUCAGGGACUUUAUGCCAUCAAGCUGUCAUCUGGAUUCACAUACGAGACUGUUCGUUUGAUUGUUUCAGAAUGCAUUAAGUCCUACCACAGAAACUAUGGCGAGAACUUUGAGCACAGCAUCCCCAGAAACGGCUCCCUGCUGGAGUUUUCUCCCAGGGGUGCUCCACCUGAUGCCAUGCCUGUUGUGCUGUGGAACCGGACGGACCCUGAGACCAGCAAUGCUGGCCGGGGGCGGCUACUGAGGGCUGGGAAGCUCUGGGUGGCCGAGAGAGUGACGCAAGCCGACCAGGGCAACUACACUAUGAGAGACGGCAAUGGGAAGGUCGUGUCGCGCUGCACCCUCACAGUCCGUGGGCACUCCUUCAAUAUUACCCGCUUCACCAAGGAGUCUCUAAACCUGCCCCUCUUUCUUCCUGUCCCUCAUACACACCUCACUUUUACCCCAUCCCGAUACCCUGACAAAUCCUCCCCGGAUCCAUUUGACCCCAAGCCACCCCAUGAUCCUGUGCAGUUGAUCCGCGGAGGCCAGAUAAUGGACCAUGACCUGCGCUACAGAGGCCUCAUCUCUCUAGGAAGGAACAGCACCAUGAAUGAGGUUGUCAUUGCAAGCCUGACCUCAAGGCACGAUGGGGUAUAUGAAAUCAGAGAUGAGAAUGGAAACCUGGUGUCUUCCACCUUGUUGCAGGUUAUUGAAAAGGGGGGCAGAUGGCGAGCACUUCUCAAGUCAAUCACUGUGCCUUCUGGCAUGUUUGUGUCACUGGCUGGUUUCAUUCUGUUCAUGAAGCGAUACCCGAACUGCAGCCUUUCACAGAUCAUUCCUGGUCUCAGAGCAGACCGCACACCACCAGCGAACCCUCCGAGGGUCAACAUUCAGGCCUACAGCCAGCCCAGGCCUCAGCCCUCGGGCUUCUACAGUCACUCUCAGCAGCCUGGAACACCAAGAAAAUUGACUCCAAGAGCCAGUCCAGCUCAUACUAAUUAUAGUCCAGUUAUGGUAGGGACUCCUAGAGCUCAAAACCAGGGAGCUCACAGAUUAGCAGCUGCAGACUCCCCCAGUCAUAACUCGGCUACUGAGCAGGUCACAUCUAACGAGGGAGAACGAAAGAUGUCCUUUUCAGUGCCUGGGGCUUCAGACUGCCUCCAUUCCUCAGAGGACUGCGUUCAGUUCCAGAUCAAGAAAGAUGGAAGCAAAGAAAGGUGGAGUGAAUCACAGGAAUACUUUUCCACACUGCCUCUAGACACGGACACCUCUGAAUCCGUCAGUGUUUACACUUCGGAGAAACUGAACUUCUUAUGAAAGCAGACAAUGGGGGCUGAAAUGAGGGUUGAUGAAACAGUAGGCUUCGAGAAACCACAGAACAAGAUUCUCAGAUGGAGUGAGGAUGAAAAUGAAGGACGUCACGUGUGCCUUUUGUGUCUUAGCUUAGUUUUAACAGUUCAGUAUUUAUACCAAGUAUCAAUGUUGCAUGUAUUUUUUUCUGAAGCAUGAGUUGAGCAUUAGCCUUCCUGCCUCAUAAUACAUACUUCUUGACACUGUUGAUGGUGCUCCUGAAAUCUCCUGCUGUUACUUACCUCUGUACCCUCAGGACCAAUAUGAUCUGCACUGGGUUUUCUGAGUGACAGUCCGGUGUUUGUGAGAGGUGAUGUAUGAUCUCUAGGGCUAUACGGAAAUUAGCAUUAAGAUACAAAAGUUUGCAAAGGGAAUUUUUAUGCACUGUACAGUAAAAAAGACUUAGUUGAUGUAUUUUCCUCCAUCCAUAAGGUUUUCCAUUCCUGACUCCAGCAUUUAAUUGUAAAGUUAAAAAUCUGUCCUGGAGCUCAAUAAUUUUUACAGUAAUAUAGUGUAUUUACCUUUAGGGUAACUGAAAAAUUAGCUAUGUGAAAUGUCACAUGUUCCACCAAAUAUUGCAAUAACCUGUUGAUCUGUGAAUCUUGUGUACAGGAUAAUGUCUUAUCACCAAAAAUUUCAAGUGACAGAAGAGGUUGAACUGCUGCUUAUGUUAUAUUUGGAUUGUCAAAAUGUAACAAUAAAAAGUCU
Scatophagus argus is the source of this 3095-nucleotide messenger RNA. RefSeq lists its product as uncharacterized. NCBI's taxonomy places the organism in Eukaryota, Metazoa, Chordata, Actinopteri, Scatophagidae. The record is from RefSeq and is a predicted model, not a curated record. The transcript has 10 exons. The coding region runs from base 807 to 2354 and encodes 515 amino acids.